AUGCGUGCUGUUCGUUAUUACGGGCCCCAAGACAUCCGCCUGGAGGUCAAUCUCCCCGAGCCGGAAUGUCUUCCCCACCAGGUCAAAGUCCGACCACACUUUUGCGGGCUUUGCGGCUCAGACCUGAACGCGUACAAAUCACCUCGAGCCAUCCCGCUCAAAGACACACCCCACCCGAUCACCAAUGAGAAGUGGCCAGUCACACUAGGCCACGAGUUCUCUGGGGAGGUUGUCGAGAUCGGCUCGGAAGUGCGCGGUGGGCUUGAGCCGGGCGACAGGGUUGCCGUACAACCUACAAUCUGCUGCGGUCACUGCGUCCCGUGUCGGAGCGGCUCGACAAACUUGUGUGACUCCUUCGGCUUUGUAGGUUUGACGGGCUGGGGCGGGGGGCUAUCAGACUUGGUGAGCGUCGACGCCAGGUUUGUUUUCAAACUGCCCAACUCGUUCCCGUCGGAUAUAGGAGCUUUGGUCGAGCCAUUGGCCGUCGCUUGGCAUGCGAUUGAACAGAGUGGCAUCAAGUCGGGUGACAAUGUUCUUGUCAUGGGCGCAGGUCCAAUCGGGUUGGCCGUCAUACAAUGCUUACAAGCCUUUCAGCCAAAACAAGUCAUUGUUGUCGAAGUCGCCCGCAAUCGCAAGGAGGUUGCGCGUCGGCUCGGGGUUACGGCCAUUAUUGACCCCAACGAAGAGGAUGUAGUCACCAAGGCUAGGCUCCUGUGCGACACCCAAGGUCCUGAUGUUGCUUUCAACUGCGCCAGUGUGCCUUCAAGCAUCAAGGCCGCAUGCGAGGCCGUACGCAAAAAGGGAACAAUCGUCAAUGUCGCUGUCUGGGACAGUGACAUUCCGAUUAAUCUGAACACUUUAAUGUUUGGAGAGAAGAAGCUCUUUUCAGCUCUGAGCUAUACUACGACAGACUUUGAAAAUGUGAUCAAGUUAUUUGAAAAUAAUGGACUACCCAAAGUCGGAGAGAUGAUUACCCGUAAAAUCACCAUGGAUCGAGUGGUUGAAGAUGGUAUCUUGGCGCUCAUCCAUGAGACGGAUAAACACGUCAAGAUACUUAUCGAUGUCACCGCGUGA
This is a messenger RNA of Pestalotiopsis fici W106-1, 1074 nucleotides long. RefSeq lists its product as uncharacterized. Gene Ontology annotation, molecular function: (R,R)-butanediol dehydrogenase activity; zinc ion binding. Gene Ontology annotation, cellular component: cytoplasm. Gene Ontology annotation, biological process: butanediol biosynthetic process. The transcript is spliced from 3 exons. NCBI's taxonomy places the organism in Eukaryota, Fungi, Ascomycota, Sordariomycetes, Amphisphaeriales, Sporocadaceae. Bases 1 to 1074 code for a protein of 357 amino acids. The record is from RefSeq and is a predicted model, not a curated record.